UGGAACGGCAGGUUGGGGGGAGAGAGGGCGAGCGGGCGACAGAGCGAGGUGUCUACCCUUCAUGGCUCAGGUCAAUCAGCACAGCCGUCAGCCUGGCAGCGGCCAGCAAGAAGCAAGGGGGUUGCUGCUGCAGUCCGCCCACCACGGUGCGCGGCCCCCCAUAGACGCUCGGAAAACUUCCGUUCGGAGCAGAAUCAGCGGAGGCAGCGGAAGCGGAGAAGUUGGGGUAGCGGACGAGCUCGGCCGCGGAAGCAAGAUCCUGGCUUGGUAUAUGUUGUUGUUGGUCUAUGCGUAUCUAUUUUGGCUGGCUGGACAGAGGGUCAACUACGCGCUCGUCCACGUGGAGAACAAGUUUGAUGUCGCCAGGACUUUGGGGGGUGCCUUGAUGUGCCUUACGGUGCCCCUGGCCACCUACCAGAUCGUGCUGCAUCUGUCCAAUUUCGUGGAGCCGCGACAACAAAGCCAAAUCGUGCGUAUCGUCUUCAUGGUGCCGACCUACAGCGUCACCGCCUUCCUGUCGCUCCGGUUCAUGCACUGGUCACUGUUUAUCGCGACGGUGCGAGAUUGCUACGAGGCUUACGUGAUUUACUGUUUCCUUCACUUUCUGGUGGGGACGCUGGGAGAUGGCUUGCCCGCGGCGAAUAGCCGAUUGGCGGCCAUGCCGCCGGUGGUCGGGCGUCACGUGCCCCCGUUCUGCUGCCUGGAGCCGUGGCAAAUGGGCAGGGAGUUCCUACAGAGGUGCCAGGCGGGCGUGUUUCAGUACGUGUUCAUCAGACUCGUGAGCACUGCCGUAGCGCUCGCCCUCCAGCUGGGGCACCUGUACACGGAGGGGGACUUCGACCCUAAGCGGGGGUACCUGUGGAUCACAGUCGUCACUUGCUGCAGCCAAUCGUGGGCCCUUUACGUCCUCGUCCUUUUUUACCGCGCUACGUACAAGGAGCUGGUGCAUAUUCAUCCCAUGGGCAAGUUUCUGGCCAUCAAGACCAUCGUCUUCUUCAGCUGGUGGCAGGGCAUCUUGAUUGAGAUCCUGGAGGGCCAGGGACACUUCAGGAGCGUCGUUGGUGUGAGCAGCGGCGAAGGAGGUGACCUGUCUGAACAUGACCCCUCGGAGCAUGUAGCACAGGGCAUCCAAGACCUGCUGAUCUGCCUCGAGAUGUUGGUCGCGGCGGUGUUCUUCUUUUAUGCGUUUCCGCUGAGCGACUACCUCAAGAGCCCCCACGACAGCCAGGCCAGCCCCUCCCCCCCUCGGCAGGCGGAGCAGCACGGUGUCGGGUUUCACAGUGGUGGGGAGGGGGAGUCGCGGGUUGAAGUGCCCCUCCCAGGCACCAAGGCGAAGAGGACGGACGGCGGGACCAACACGAAGCGCAAGGGAGUGUCAGGGCAGGCCGCGGGGAUGCCGCUCACGUAUCACAAGAGCCACCCUCGCCUCGACUUGAUGAACAUCCGAUCAGCCACGUCUUCAUCUUGUGCGCAAUUAAGAACCGCCAGGCAGCAAACCAGAUUGCCGGUGUGGGAAGCCCUCCGGCAGUCGGCCUGUCCGAUGGAGCUCCGGGUUGACUUAGGGAAGACGAGGGAGAGCGUCAGAGCUCAGCGCGGCCGCGUGUGCGAGCAUUUCGCGUUCCUGACGAAGAGGAAGGUGGAAGCUAGAACGGACGGCGGCGUGGCGUCCUUGGCUAGGGUCAUGACGUUGUGACUAACUGCUGCAAGGGACAUGAGGAUGGGUUUAUUCUUGGAAGGACCGAGGAUUUGUGGAGGUGGCAUAGUGACGUGCUUGGGAGGGAACAGACACAAAGGGGUGGAGAGAUGAGCACCGCCAACACCGCGCCGCUUGCGUUUUUGCCACUGUUUGUACUGUACGACGAGGCUUGUUUCUUUGUUGACUCCGCAGGGCACGCGGUGUCUCCCUCUGCUGGAGUGCGAGGAUAUGCUAUUGUGUGAAUUUGGCUUGAAUAGCCGGUACGGGUUGGUGGAAGCCGCGACUAAGUCGCGACUCAGGUGCUAUGCUCUUAGUUUUGCAGACGGUUAUUUCGACGUCCGUGCUUGGUGGUGGCCUUCGGUUCGUGGUUCGUUAGCCCUAUACUUACAUCUCCUAUACUAGUAAUCGGGUCGGCUGCGUUGUGCUGUGGUGUAAAUGUGGACUAUGAGGAAAAAUUGUACACUAGCUCGUGAUGUCAACCUCAUACUUGGUGUGCUUGUUGUGAAUUGUAUGGCUCGGUUCAGGCGAGAGGUGGUUUUGUUGUCCUCGGUAGAUGCGAGGGCUGCGUUAGCCGUUUUGUGUACGCGGUGUAGGUUCCACAGGAAGAUGAGGAAGGCCAAAACCGCCAACCGGGAAGCAUCCGUUUUGGGCCGACCGCCCUGUCGAUACCGCUAGGCCUCUCGCUCUGCUGCAUUCGGUUCGGUUCGGACGUGACCGAUCCAAAUCAACUUGUCAUCGUGCCGCUCUUCCUCACAUCGCGUUACG
Molecule: messenger RNA, 2461 nt
Organism: Ectocarpus sp. CCAP 1310/34
Lineage: Eukaryota; Phaeophyceae; Ectocarpales; Ectocarpaceae
Source: the annotation of a GenBank genome assembly